Molecule: messenger RNA, 4557 nt
Organism: Bombina bombina (fire-bellied toad)
Lineage: Eukaryota; Metazoa; Chordata; Amphibia; Anura; Bombinatoridae
Gene: DGKA
Product: diacylglycerol kinase alpha
Exons: 25
Coding region: 818-2878 (686 amino acids)
Biological process (GO): lipid phosphorylation; diacylglycerol metabolic process; intracellular signal transduction
Cellular component (GO): plasma membrane
Molecular function (GO): ATP-dependent diacylglycerol kinase activity; calcium ion binding
Source: RefSeq, a predicted model, not a curated record
GGUCAGACAUCAGACACGUUGGAGAGGCAGGGAAUCCUGCAGGCACAGCUCUGGCGUGUUUAGGGGAGAGGCUCUCAGAGGGUGUGAUCUUGCUGGAAUCCCUCCAGCCCUCUGACUCAAACCUGAUCUUCCUCGUAGCAGCAAUUCUGAAAAAAUUAUUGCUACCACUAUUGUUACAUACUUUAAAGUUUCACUUCCUGACUGAGGCUAAAGCACUGUUUUUGAACCAACCCCCUUUUUGUUUUUUUCUGCAUUUGUCUUUUUUUUAUUACCUUUUUUGUUGUCACUGUUGUCACAUCCUGUAAGAACGAAAAAAGAAGAGGAAGGGACAUUGUCAUUUGGAGGAAAUCUUCUUGAGCAGGUCCCUUCUUCCUGGCAGACAGCUUCACCACCUCCCUGUAACGGUUGGGAGGCACAGAUUUCCUUCUGGAUCUCUCCAUGCUCAACUCUUUGCAGCAAAACUUCAAAAAACCUUCUCCUUGAAGUCUGGAAACCGAAAGAGGCUGAAUUCACUGCUGCAGGACCCUAUAAAGGACUGUCGCAGAGCCAGCAUGAGUGAUGAGAAUAAGGAGUGGGCAAUACUGAGCCCAGAGGAGUUCACCCAACUACAGAAGUACAUUGACUUGAUGCUGGGAGAUCCUGGGAAGACUUCACUACAAGACCUGGCUUCCCCUGAGUUUGUCAGAAGCAUAAAUGCUGAUAUGAAACUGUCUUGUUUGCAGACAGCACCAGGAAGGUUAAGGAUGUUCUGAAUCAGUUCUACGGGGAUGACACGUCAGAGGAGGUGUCGAUAGAUUUUGAAGGGUUUAAGGCUUUCAUGAAAACAUACCUGGAUGCAGAUGAUAUCUCACCCGACCUCAGUGAGCGGCUCUUCAUGUCCUUCCAAACAGCUCCCAGUGCCAAUGAACAUGAAGCAGAAAAUCAAACAGAUGGGGCAAAAGUAAAUGGCCGCGUGAGCUUGAAUGAUGUGUCGUGUUAUUUUUCGUUGUUGGAGGGGGGGACAGCAGAAGAUAAACUAGCAUUUACCUUUAAGCUGUAUGAUAAAGACAGUAAUGGACUUCUGGACAGCUCUGAAGUGGAUCGUAUUAUAACACAGAUGAUGCGGGUAGCUGAGUACCUGGACUGGGAUAUCACUGAACUGAAGCCAAUGCUGGAGGAGAUGAUGAAACAAGUGGAUUAUGACGGCAAUGGGACAGUUUCCUAUGAGGAAUGGCUAAAAGGAGGACUCACUACUGUGCCUCUUUUGGUGCUGCUGGGAAUGGAGGCUAAUAUAAAGGACGAUGGGCAACACUUAUGGCGCCUGAAACAUUUUAACCGGCCUGUGUACUGUAACGUGUGCGAAGCUCUGCUGUUUGGUGUUAGGAAACAAGGCUUGUGCUGCACGUUUUGUAAGUUUACUGUGCAUGAACGCUGUGCCCGCAAAGCUCCGGCUUCCUGUAUUAGCACUUAUGCCAAAUCUCGCAAAGACGCCAGUGGACAGACGCAUGUUUGGGUGAGGGGCGGCUGUGAGGCCAACAAGUGUGACAAAUGUCAGAAAAAAAUAAGAAGCUUCCAGAGCCUUACAGGUCAUUGUUGUGUCUGGUGUCACACGAAGGUUCAUGAUGAAUGUAUUAAUUUUAUCCCUAUGCGUUGUGAUGGUGGACUAUUGCGGGACCACAUAUUACCUCCUUCUUCAAUUUAUCCAGUAAUCUUGGAAAGGCAAAACAGCCAAAAGAAUCUUACUGCUCCCCCAGAAGAGAACUCACAGAAUUUCAGCACUCCAGAGGGACAGGCAUUGCGAAUAGUACCAACCCCAGAUACUCAUCCUUUACUUGUGUUUGUCAACCCCAAGAGCGGAGGGAAGCAGGGAGAGAGAGUUUUACGAAAGUUCCAAUAUAUUCUCAAUCCUAGACAAGUAUAUAAUCUGAUAAAUGGAGGGCCAUCUCCAGGGUUAAACUUUUUCCGAGAUGUUCCAGAUUAUCGGGUUCUAGUCUGUGGUGGGGAUGGCACAGUUGGUUGGAUCCUAGAUGCCAUUGACAAAGCUAAUCUCCCUCAAAGGCCUCCUGUAGCAGUGCUGCCCCUGGGUACUGGGAAUGAUCUUGCACGCUGUCUGAGAUGGGGAGGUGGUUAUGAUGGUGAAAAUCUUGGAAAGUUUUUAAAAGAUAUUGAGAGCAGCUCCAUUCUACAGAUGGACAGAUGGAACGUUGAGGUCAUUACCAACAACCCUGAAGAAAAGGGUGAUCCAGUCCCAUAUGAGAUCAUCAAUAACUAUUUCUCCAUUGGAGUGGAUGCUUCCAUUGCUCAUCGAUUCCAUGUUAUGAGAGAAAAAUAUCCUGAGAAAUUUAACAGCAGAAUGAAAAACAAGCUAUGGUAUUUUGAGUUUGCUACAUCAGAGAGUGUUUUUUCUACGUGUAAGAAGUUGAAGGACUAUGUCACGAUUGAGUGCUGUGGCUCCCUACUGGACCUUAGCUCUGUUUCCCUAGAAGGAAUUGCAGUCCUAAACAUUCCCAGCAUGCAUGGUGGAUCCAACCUAUGGGGGGAAACCAGAAAACCUUUGGGGGAGCCUCGCAAUGCGUCCUGCCAAAAUCUUCCCGAGGCCAUCAUUGACCCUGAAGCCUUGAAGUCAUGCGUGCAAGACCUCAGUGAUAAGCGGCUUGAAGUGGUGGGAUUGGAGGGAGCCAUCGAAAUGGGGCAGAUUUAUACUGGACUGAAAACCGCAAGAAAACGUCUAGCAAAGUGUUCAGACAUAAUCAUACGGACAUUGAAGCCACUUCCAAUGCAAAUUGAUGGGGAACCCUGGAUGCAACCGCCCUGCACAAUAAAAAUAACACACAAGAACCAAGCACCAAUGAUGCUGGCUCCUCCUCCACGUUCCUCGAGCUUCUUCUCUCUAAAGUAAAUAAAAGGGUGUCAGCCCAUUUUCCUUUUCCGCUGGAAACCUUGUUUAACACCAAAGGUUACUCCGCGUACAUCAUGAAAGACUGGCAGCAGCCGUACAUCAUUCCUCAAGCAUCUGCAGGUUCUAUUCGUUUCUGAAGUCUCCACAGAUGUUCUCUUGUUCAUCAAGCUAUUGCUUUCCCUGUAUGGAUAUAGCAGGGCUACUGCACAUGCAUAUUUUUCUAGCAAAGUGUCCUUUACUCCACUGCUUGAGAGUCAAAUAACUGAAGCAUCCUUAUGAAUGUUACUCAGGAACCUGCGGUGGUCUACUGAGGUCUACUGAGGUCUACUGUGGUGAAAGAUAAAAAGGUUGCAAAGAAUAGAUUUAAGAAGAUUGGAUUUUAAUUGUUAUAUAAUAUAUACUUACUGUGUACAUUUAAAGGUUCUUAUGAUGCAAUAUAGAAUACAACAUAGUUCUUUAAACUCCUGUAAAACGCUAUAAACUCUGCUACUUUUACACAACUUGAUUAAAGAUAUCUGUCUUGCUGAGCUAAAAUACUUGAAAUGUUAUCCUCCAGACCUGAAAAAGAAAAAAGUGCUAAAGUUGCUAUGCUUGCUUAUACUUUAAAUAUAUUUAGGGUGUGAAAGUCAUUUAAGCAUUGAGGAAGGACUUAGCUUAUCCUUUUGCAUUGGGUUUUAAGCCUUUUCCUGAUUUUCCUGCUCUUUAUAAUGUAAAUAAAUUAGCCCCAAUCUCAGAGCUACGUUUACAAUAUACUAUGUCUUACUAUAAAUCCAGCCAAUCAUUGUAAGAAAGCAAAAUGAUUUCAUCAGAGUUUUUUGAAGACACAUUUUAUCUAGCUCAAGUAUAACACUGUGUGCCGAAUAAUUAUUUUUAAAAGCUUACAAAAAAAAAAUCUGAAUUGUGGUACUAGAAAAAAAUCCCUUCUUAAAGGGAUACUAAACCCAAUUUUUUUCUUUCAUGAUAAAGAUAGAGCAUGAGAUUUUAAGCACCUUUCUAAUUUACUCCUAUUAUCAAUUUUUCUUUGUUCUCAUGCCAUCUUGAUUUGAAAAAGCAGUACUGUAAGCUUUAGAGCCAGAGCAUUUUUUGUUCAGCACAUGGGUAGCACUUGCUGAUUUGUGGCUAAAUGUAGCAAACCAAUCAGCAAGCUCUACCAAGGUGCUGAACUAAAAAAUGGGCCGGCUCCUAACCUUUCAUUACUGCUUUUUUCAAAUCAAGAUAACAUGAGAACAAAGAAAAAUUGAUAAUAGGAGUAAAUUAGAAAGUUGCUUAAAAUUGCAUGCUCUAUCUGAAUCAUGAAAGAAAAAAUGUGGGGUUAGUAUCCCUUUAAUGAUAUAAUAUAAACAUGGGGAAUUAGAUUUUCAAUGCACUGUUUUUAUUUAUUUAUAUUUUUUUAUCAUUUGUGAUUAUGAUUCAGAUAGAUAAUGUUGAUAAAGUUAUGACAGAUUUUACUGACCAAUUUAAAAAAUGUAAACAAUAAAGGUAUUGUCUUUUUAUGGAGUGAAGCAUGAUAGAAUGAUACAAAAUGGCUGUAUAUAUUGUUACUACAUUGGUUUGCAACAGUGUAUUGUUACCCCUCCCUCCCAGGCAGUAGUAAUGUUAGUAUUAAAGAUGUAUAGCACCAAUUGCGCCUUUAAUGCAAUAAUCACAUCUACUAUACAUUAAAAAAAAACAUUCCUUUA